AUGGGCGCGCACGUCGGGGCGCUGCUGCUGGCGCUGGCGGCGCUGCUGGUGCGAGCGGAGCUCGGGAGGCAGGAGUUUCAGGACCGCGACCAGCUGUUCGCAGGUUUCGAGAACUCGUCGUUGCUCACGUGUAACUGCCGGGCCCCGGGGGGGGGGGGGGGGGGGCGGGCGCGGACCACGCGGGGAGGGUCCCCAGGCCCCGGGAGGCCCCCCGCCGCGCGACCCCCGACGCCCGCCGUCCCGGGAGCCCCUGCCCUUCGCGCCCGCGGGCUCGGCCGCCUGUUCGCCUGUCCGUCUGUCCGCCUGUCCGUCUGUCCGCCUGUCCGUCGCAGGGCCCUGCGGCUUCCACAAAAUCCAGCCGCGCGUGGUGGGCGGAAAGGACUCAGAGCCGGGGUGCUGGCCCUGGCAGGGCAGCCUGCUCCGGGGGAGGCACCAGCACUGCGGGGCGAGCCUGCUCAGCGCCAGGUGCUCACGGCCACGCACUGCUUCCUCAAAAUGUUCUUCAGAACACUCACACACACUUUUGUACCAUGCUUUUCUGGCUUUUCUCCCCAAGUAGCAGCGCCGCCAUCCUCUUCCUCAUCCCACCUUCCCACGGAGGUGUACCAGGAGGUGGAAGGAGGUGGGCACAGUGAUCCCUCAAAAUGGACGGCCCAUAUUGGUGAGCUGUCUUCUAGGCCACAUUACUGGAAACUGUGGACCUUCUACCAUCGUUACAGGGUGAAGGAUAUUAUCAUAUACCCCCAAUUUGAGGGGACUUCACUCAACGACAUCGCCCUGCUGAAGCUGUCCUCUUCUGUCACCUACAAUAAGUAUAUCCAGCCCAUCUGUAUUAUGAUCUCCUCCUCCAAGUUCCAGAACCAGACCAACUGCUGGGUGACUGGCUGGGGGGACAUCCAGGAAAACCAGGCUCUACUGCCUCCUUAGAAUUUCCAGGAAGUGCAGGUCUCUAUCAUAAACAACUCCAGGUGUGACUACCUGUUCCAACAGCCCAGCAUCCUCAGUUACAACCUCAAUGACAUGAUUUGUGCUGGCUCCGAGGAUGGUAGCCGUGAUGCCUGUAGAGCCUGGCUCAUCUGCACUGCUCCCCCGGGUGACUCAGGCGGACCCUUGGCCUGUGAGAAGAGAGGGCUGUGGAUUCAGGUUGGAAUCGUGAGCUGGGGAUCCGGCUGUGGUAGGCCCAACCGGCCUGGCGUCUACACCAACAUCAGUGCGUAUUUCAACUGGAUCAGGAUGCUCAUGGCCCACAGCAGCAUUCAGAGGCCGGCCCCCUGCCUGCAGCUGCUCCUCCCUCUACUCUGGCUUGCCUCCCUCCUCCCCUCCAGCUGCCCCAAGGGGAACACCUGUGGCCCCACUGCCACCAAGCCCUCCGAGGCCAUAAAGCCUUUUACAGAAGAGCAACCUGCCCGCACGGUGUCAGGCCUGGAGACGGAGCGUGCCACAGCCUAA
Nyctereutes procyonoides (raccoon dog) is the source of this 1449-nucleotide messenger RNA. RefSeq names its product transmembrane protease serine 9-like. NCBI's taxonomy places the organism in Eukaryota, Metazoa, Chordata, Mammalia, Carnivora, Canidae. Gene Ontology annotation, molecular function: serine-type endopeptidase activity. The transcript is spliced from 9 exons. The record is from RefSeq and is a predicted model, not a curated record. Gene Ontology annotation, biological process: proteolysis.